AUGAGUAAGAUAGUGUUCAAGCAUCAGCAGGCUGAUAUUGGAUCUCUUAGCGUAGCUGGAAACUUCAGCCAAUGGGCUAUCCAGCCCAUGGUCUUCAACGCCGCGGAAAAGCAGUGGGAGUUUCAGAUCGUCCCGCAAAUGCUGGCCAACUUGAAAACACAAGAAAACUCAUCAGGAGUGGUUACAUAUUUCAAGUUCAUCGACGACAAAGGGGUUUGGUUUACGGACGACAAUUUUGCCAAGGAGAUCGACGAACAUGGCAACGAAAACAACGCGUUGUACUUGAAGAUGGAUGAGCAAAAGUUAUCAAGCGGUGACAAGAACGAGCUGGAGGCUGUAGAGUUUGGGGAUCCGCAGAAAGUCUCAGAAGAUGAUCAACAGGGGCCUGCAAGUCCAGAUCCCACGCCCGUUAUUCCGGGUUCUAUGAGUCCCCUCGCGACAUACUCUGAAGAAUCGCCUGUCAUGAUUAAUGAUUCAGAUCUAGAGGAAAACUAUCAUGAAACUCAGGAUCAAAGCCACGACCAAGACCACAACAAAGUGGACGGAAGCAGACAUGGUUCUGCGGACACUGAAGUCUCUGUCACUCGCGAUCCCAACGAAUAUAAGAACUUUCUUCACAGCAUAAUCUACUUCUUCAGGAGUUUGUUCUAUCGAUGGUUCGGUGUGGGGAAGCGACAAUAG
Messenger RNA from Lachancea nothofagi CBS 11611, 681 nucleotides. NCBI's taxonomy places the organism in Eukaryota, Fungi, Ascomycota, Saccharomycetes, Saccharomycetales, Saccharomycetaceae. The record is from the annotation of a GenBank genome assembly.